This is a messenger RNA of Exaiptasia diaphana, 2117 nucleotides long. Its product is annotated as solute carrier family 15 member 4. Lineage: Eukaryota; Metazoa; Cnidaria; Anthozoa; Actiniaria; Aiptasiidae. The record is from RefSeq and is a predicted model, not a curated record. Gene Ontology annotation, cellular component: membrane. Gene Ontology annotation, biological process: transmembrane transport; oligopeptide transport. The annotation marks the transcript as partial. Gene Ontology annotation, molecular function: transmembrane transporter activity. The transcript has 4 exons.
AAUCUAGAAAGGAGUGUUCUUCUACACAGCAACUUCAAGAAAAUAAAAAAACCUAAUGAUGUGGCUCCACUCGUAGAAAACAACAGUUCAAGCUCCAGUAAAACCAAGAGGAAAAGCAGAAGCCACCUUCCAGGGAAGCAUUCAUCAAGGACCUUAGUGACGAAAAAAAUUCUGAUAACAGAGCUGUGUGAAAGGUUGACAUUUUAUGGCAUUACAGCAAAAAAAAAACCAUUUUGUACAGAAAUGUUGGGAUUGAGUAAACCCAUACCUUCAACAGUAAAAAAAAAUUUUCAAGGUACUUGCUACUUUCUUCCUGUUUUUGGAGGCUGGUUAAAAAAAAAAUACAUGGGUCGUUUCAAUGUAACGUAUGGGAGUUCAUUAAUAUAUUUUGUAAAAAAACUGCUAUUGUCUGUUGUUUCUAUUGAAGACAGCUCUUUUCAAACAUACACAAAUGGAAGCCACUUAGGACGGAAGCUUAAAAUCAUAUACUUUGUUGUUGCGCUGGUGUUUCUUGCUAUUGGAACUGGAGGCAUUAAAGCCAAUGUAUCCCCAUUUGGGGCAGACCAAGUUAAAGAUCUAGGCCCAGAGGCAAUUCAGAAAUUCUUCAAUUGGUUCUACUGGUUCAUCAACAUUGGGUCUUUUUUUUCGUUCACGUUAGUUGUUUAUGUACAACAGGAGGUGAAUUUUUUUUAUGGUUAUAUUAUAACAGCUGGUUCCAUGUUUCUAGCUGUUAUUGCAUUUUGUAUAAAAAAAAACAAAUACAUAGUGCACCCCCCUGGAGGAAGCAUAGUGGGCGAUACAUUUAAAAAAAAUUGGACAGCGAUGAAGAGGAGUAGAAAAAGUGAAAGACCUAUUCCACGGAUCAAGGGAGAGAGUUGGUUGGACAGAGCCAAGGAAACCAGGGGAGGGCACUUCUCAAAUGGUGAAGUGGAAGAUGUCAAAGCUUUGCUGAGAAUAAUACCCAUAUUUGCAAUGUUUAUAAUUUACUGGACACUUUACUCACAGAUGCAGACAACAUAUCUGAUCCAAGCCCAGUACAUGAAGAUAAGGUUUGGUAUUAGUUUUCCUGCUGCCUCGCUGUCUAUCUUCGACAUUGUUGCUGUCCUCAUUCUCAUUCCUUUCAUGGACAAAGUUGUUUAUCCUCUUCUUCGAUACAUUGGAUUUAAAAAAACUCCACUGCGACGUGUUGGCAUGGGCAUGCUCUUUGCAGCUUCUUCUGUUGCAAAAAAAGGAUGUGUGGAGAUGGAACGACGUGGAAGAUUUGAAAGUGGACAUACUGUUAAAAAAAAAUUGUUUGAAAAGACCUUUAUAGCUGCUGAUAUGUCAAUUUUCUACCAAGUGAAAAAAAUUCUGCUUAUUGGAACCAGUGAGGUGUUUACAAGCAUCACAGGGCUCGAGUUUAAAAAAACGCAAGCACCUAGAUGUCUUCAAGGACUUGUAAUGGGUGUUUUCCUGGUCACAAAAAAACUUGGCAACUAUUUGUCUGGUGCUUUGGCAAAUAUCAUCAGUUAUGCCCAACCACAUUGGUAUCCAGCUGAAAAUCCUAACAAUGGCCACUUUGAAUACUAUUUUUUCCUAAAAAAAAGACUAAUGGUGGUGAAUUUCUUUAUUUUUCUUAUUGUUGCUCGUAAAUAUCAGUACGUUGAUCAUAGGAAGCACAAGACUUCACAAGCGAGUAAUCCAAAUUGGGAAAGAAAAAAAAAUCAAUCAAUUGAGUCCUAAUGAAACAAUAGCAAAUGAUGAAUUCUUUUUUUACUAAAUGUGUCUCAAUUGGUCUCUAUCUUAUUGUAAUGUGACUGAAAAGGAUCAAAAAGGAAGUCGUAAUUUUAAAUUUUCCAAUCACAAAUUUUUAGGUGACGUUAAAUAUAUUUUUACUUUAUAAAAAUUGUGUGCAAAAAUAUUCAUAGUAAAACUAAAGAUAUUAAUAGAAAAAAAAAAAUUUUAUUCAAAACAUGCACCUCAUUAAUUGUUUAUAUCUAAUGCUACUUUUGAAAAAAAAAAUGAGAAAUUUUUAUAAUUAUUUUUAUUAAUAAUAUAAUUUAUGUUCAUAAAAAAAACAACUGUACAAUUAUGUAAAUAGACAAUAAAGUACUUUGCUGUAAUGCUAUAAAAAAAAA